AUGGGCAACGUAUCCUCCACUGCCCAGGGUUAUUCUCCUGGCAGUUCAACGCAUCUGCGUAAUCCAAGCCUUGCCCCUCACCACAAUCGCUACACCGUAAAUGAUUUCAACCUAAAUUCACAGUUUCUGGAGGAUAUUUUUGUGAAUCAACAAGAAGAUUUUACUUCUGAGAUUCCUGACGAAUGUUUAGCUUUGAUCUUUCAAUCUUUAAGCUCUCGCGACAGGACCCAGUGUUCUUUGGUAUGUCGACGGUGGCUCGUGGUAGAGGGCCAGAGCCGCCACCGCCUCUCCCUUAACGCGACCGUGGAGGUCAACUCGCACCUCCCUGCUAUCUUCACGCGGUUUGAUUCCGUCACGAAGCUAUCUCUUCGCUGUGACCGUAAAUCCGCUAGCAUAGAUGAUGAAGCUUUAACCUUGAUCUCUAGGCGGUGCCAGAAUCUCAUCCGCCUCAAGCUCCGUGGCUGUCGCGAAAUCUCUGAUGAAGGAAUGUAUGCUUUGGGGAAGAAUUGCAAAUCCCUCCGCAAAUUCUCCUGUGCAGGAUGCUCGUUUGGAGCUAACGGCAUGAACGCCUUUUUAAACAAUUGCUCAUCCUUGGAAGAACUUUCCGUUAAGCGUUUACGGAGUACCAGUGAUGACUUUGCAGCUGAGCUGAUAGGCCCUGGAGCCGCGGCUUCCUCGCUCAAAUCAAUUACCCUUAAGGAGCUUUAUAGCGGACAGUGUUUUGGGCCCUUGAUUAUUGGGUCCAAAAACUUGAAAACUUUGAAGAUUCUCAGGUGUUUGGGGGACUGGGAUAGGUUGUUGGAGACUAUUGCAGGGAGAAAGAAUUGUUUGACAGAGAUUCAUUUGGAGAGGCUGCAGGUGAGUGAUAUUGGGCUAAUGGCGAUAUCCAAGUCCCCGGACUUGGAGAUCUUUCACUUGAUGAAGGCUCCGGAUUGCUCGAAUGAGGGGAUUUGUGCAGUGGCUGAGAACUGCAAGCUUUUGAGGAAGCUCCAUAUUGAUGGGUGGAGGACUAAUAGGAUAGGCGAUGAGGGGUUGAUUGCCUUAGCGAAGAAUAGUGUGAAUCUCGUGGAACUGGUUCUUAUUGGAAUCAACCCGAGUUCUGUAAGUUUGAAGGCUAUAGCCACAUAUUGUCAGAAAUUGGAAAGGUUGGCACUUUGUGGGAGUGAAACAAUUGGGGAUCCUGAGAUUUCAUGUAUCGCGGAAAAAUGUAUGGCCUUGAAAAAGCUUUGCAUAAAGGGUUGUCGCGUGACAGAUUCAGGGAUUGAGUCAUUCGCAUUUGGGUGCCCUAAUUUGGUGAAGAUAAAGGUUAAGAAGUGUAGGGGAGUAACUGGUGAAGUUGCGGAUUGGUUGAGGGCAAGGAGGGUGUCACUGGCUGUGAAUUUGGAGGCAGUUGAGAUUGAACCAGAGGCUAUGGACGUGAGUGCCAGUGAUGAAGGAGCGCAGGAUGAUGGUGCGGAAUUCCCGUCCAUUGUGAGUGGAACUGUAAUUGGUGGUGGUGGAAAUGUUAAUGCAGCAGCAGCUGCUGUUCCAUCAACUAGUAAUGGAGGUCGAUCCUCGAAUAAGUCAAGAUUUAGCCUUUUUGCUGGAUGGACUUUCGUUGCAUGUGCUUUUCGGAGGUUAUCAAAUGGUAACAGUAGUUCAAAUGAUAGCUUAUAG
Molecule: messenger RNA, 1656 nt
Organism: Fraxinus pennsylvanica
Lineage: Eukaryota; Viridiplantae; Streptophyta; Magnoliopsida; Lamiales; Oleaceae
Source: the annotation of a GenBank genome assembly